Molecule: messenger RNA, 369 nt
Organism: Durusdinium trenchii
Lineage: Eukaryota; Dinophyceae; Suessiales; Symbiodiniaceae
Source: the annotation of a GenBank genome assembly
AUGCAGCCGAAGAAACUAGGGCGAUGGGAGAGGGGGAGAGAGGAGGGGAGAGAGACUGCAGAAGCGAACGACGGAGGUCAGCAACGUGCGCCCGUGCACCAGGUCAUGCAAAGAUUGGGCAGAGUACCUGCAGGCACUCCAACAGCAGGUCGAGACACCGGACUUGCACAGCAGGCCAUUAAUUCUCUUUGCUCACAGUCAUGGUUGCCUUCAGGCUUACGGCCUGGCCAGAUGUCUUGGCUGCCGGGUAUUGAAGCUUUAUGUGGCAGCGCUCGGGGGCCUACGGGGGCCUGCACGUGGGAAGAUGUGUCGGACUUGAAUGUCCGUGACUUUGGGCUCAUGGGCUCUAGGACCAUAUUGAGAUGGUGA